Schizosaccharomyces japonicus yFS275 is the source of this 2022-nucleotide messenger RNA. Its product is annotated as RNA binding protein. The record is from RefSeq and is a predicted model, not a curated record. The transcript has a single exon. Bases 166 to 999 code for a protein of 277 amino acids. Lineage: Eukaryota; Fungi; Ascomycota; Schizosaccharomycetes; Schizosaccharomycetales; Schizosaccharomycetaceae.
UUAAUGCUCGGAACGAUCUCCUACAACAAUGCCAAACACCUUCACGUACAACGUGCCUCGAGCCAACCACCUUACUCACGACCAAAAAAAGCACAGUUUGCUGAAAACUAUCAAUCUCUACGCGCAGUCACUUAGUACAUCUUCUGCAAUUGAAUAAUCUUAAGCAUGACGGACUAUAAAGCCCAUAAGGUUACUGAAUUACGGGACAUGUUAUCGAAACGCGGUCUUUCGACCUCUGGUAACAAAGCCGAGCUCAUUGAGCGGUUGAAGAAGGCAGACACCGAUGCAGGGAAUCCUGCUGCAAAGCCCACGGUGUCUACAACUGCGUCUGAUUUGGGUGAUCUUGCUCCUCCCGAGGAUGACAUCGAUUGGGGAGAUAAUGACGCCGAUGAUGCACUUGGAACAGAACCGAUGGCCGCAAAGGAUGCUACAACGGAUGCUACCGAAGUUUCAAACUCUGUUACUGAAAGUUUAGAGUUUCAGGCACCCGAAACAGCGUCCAACGGAGGUUUGACGAAGGAGCAGGUUUCAAAAAGUAGCAGCAUACCCUCCGUAGCUGAAACCGAGUCCAAAGAAAAUGCUACAGCAGCAACUACUGCUGCCACUGCAGACGCACAAAAAAGUAUCUCACAAAUGUCGGAAGCUGAACGUAGAUUAGCUCGUGCUAAGCGUUUUGGCGUUUCCCUCGGUGAUGAGAAGGUAAAGCGCUCUCUUAGAGAGGCACGUUUCGGUGGAAACGGAAAUAAACAAAAGAACAACGGUGCAAGAUUUCCUAAAAAUAAUGGACGGGACAACAAAAAUCGGUCACAAAAACAACAAAACAGAAACGACAAAAAUGACAAGGCAGCCGCCAAUAAAAAACGUAAGCCUAGCAUUCUUGACGAUCCUGUUGAGCUGGAAAAGGCAAAGAGACGUGCUGAACGGUUUGGUUUGAACAAGGCGAAAGCCACUGAAGGACAAACCACUACUACCACUACGACCGAUACUACGUCUCUUUGAUGUGUUUUCUUGCUCUUGUUUUCUUAGUGCUUUAUCGUUACUGCUACAUCUAAGUGAGGGGGCGUCUCCGCAGACAACUUGUAUGACAACGUAUGUCUUGUUGAAUUCCUCAUGAAAAACCGUAUGCUCGUGUGCACUCCCGGCCACCCAUACCCUACAUGCUUGUACUUUUGCAAUCGAUUGGAACUCUCAAGUGCUUUUCUCAGGUAUUACAAUUGCUACACUACUGUCUUUGGAUCCGCUUCGCUGAAAACGUGCUCUGUUGUUCAUAUUCGAGUGCUAAUGUAUAUCAUGCUGCAAAUAAAAUCAUCUCUCCGAUUUCUUACUAAAUUUUACUUAAACUGAUGCGAGGAAAAGAAUUCUGUGUUAUCUCAUUCCUUCUCCUAACCGGCUUUUCCGUAUGGCUAUCACGCCUUGUUUAAAUGUUCAUGAUGGGUUCCUUUGUUUUUUCUUUAACGUGAUCAAAUCAACCGUUUGCUUUUUUGUUUUAUUUUCUAGUUUGGGAUUCAUUUCUGUUAUCCUUUAUUUUCAUUCCCUUAUCAUCGUUGUUUACGAGAUUACUCUAUGAUUUGCUUUCUCCGUUGUACACUACGAUCGGUUUUCGUGGUAUGUAAUUUAUGUUUAUUCUUUCGAAGUUAUGUUCCCAUGUUUAUGCAUGAUCAAAUGACUCGGUUAGUUCAUUUGGUUAUGAUUAGGUGUCGUUAAACGAACAUCCGCAAUCUCCUUAAUUAUUUGAUGGUCGUGCGUCUUAAUCUUUACAUUUGAGCGGAUAAUAGCUCAAAAUGCGUUACUUUUCCUCUUCGGCUUGGCGUCAGAUUUUUACAAUUUCCGUAGUUAUGCAUCACUGUGAUGCUCACUACCGAAUUAUAAAAGCUCUCUUCUCGCUGCUAGGUAUGCAACCAUAUCAUAAUACUAAACGUUUGUCUUUUUUUUAAACUGGGGCGGACAACAUUUAUCGUUCAUUGAUAAACGUUUCACAAGUCCUGCAUUAACCCUCAUCCUGCCCUACGUUCCAGAAUGUCA